Molecule: messenger RNA, 669 nt
Organism: Trichoplax adhaerens
Lineage: Eukaryota; Metazoa; Placozoa; Uniplacotomia; Trichoplacea; Trichoplacidae
Exons: 4
Biological process (GO): intracellular signal transduction; cGMP biosynthetic process; receptor guanylyl cyclase signaling pathway
Molecular function (GO): guanylate cyclase activity; peptide receptor activity
Source: RefSeq, a predicted model, not a curated record
GAUAAAACUAGAAAAUUAAAUAGGGAACGAAAAAAGACGGAUAGUCUAUUAUGUCAGAUGCUACCAAGAUCAGUUGCUGAACAGUUGAAACAUGGAAAAAAUGUAUUGGCUGAAACAUACGAUGAUGUAACGCUAUAUUUUAGUGAUAUUGUUGGAUUUACUCAAAUUUGCCAUGAAAGCACUGCUAUGGAAGUGGUUGAAAUGUUAAAUUAUUUAUAUGUCCAAUUUGAUAGUGAAAUUGAACAUUAUCAUGUCUAUAAAGUAGAAACAAUCGGUGAUGCAUACAUGGUUGUGUCAGGCUUACCUAAAAAAUUACCUAAAAAUCAGCAUGCUAUUGAAAUUGCUAAUAUGGCACUAGCGUUGUUAGCAAUCAUUAAAAAUUUAAAAGUUCCACAUAAUCCUGAUCUUGUAUUACAACUUCGCGCUGGAAUUCAUUCAGGGUCUUGUGUUGCUGGCGUAGUGGGUAGGAAAAUGCCCAGAUAUUGUUUAUUUGGCGAUACUGUGAAUACUGCCUCCAGGAUGGAAUCUAGCGGAGAAGCUUCCAAGAUACAUUGUAGCGAAGCCUCUUACCAUAUUCUAUCAUCCACCGGCCAUUAUGAGUUACAGCCUAGAGGAAAUAUAAAUAUUAAGGGCCUUGGAACAAUGAUGACGUUUUGGUUAAUCGGUAAA